AUGGUCCAGAAGCACAAGCUGGCCGAGAAGAAGGAGCAACUCAAGCAGAAAACGAAGCCGCCCGGCGGCUUUGACCCCACGCCGCUCCCGGACGCGCCGCCGGGAUACACACUCCGCUUCAUCUUCCACCGGGCCUGGAACCUGCCCGUCGGCGACUUCCACCUCAAGUCGGCCGACCCCUACCUACACGCCACCCUGACGGCCGCCGUGCCGAGGCGACACAAGGAAGACCCCCUUCUGACCCACCGCACCCGCACGCUGCGGCGGACCACGGAGCCCGCCUGGGAGGACGAGUGGGUGGUGGCCAACGUGCCCGCGUCCGGCUUCACGCUCAAGUGCCGCCUGUACGACGAGGACUGGCCGGACCACGACGACCGCUUCGGCAACGUCACCAUCCGCGUCCCCUAUGUGGACGAGCACUGGGAGGGGCUGGGUCCGGACGGCCGCGUGUUCGACGUGAAGAAGCGCGCCGGCAGCAAGCGGGCCUACCUGGUCAAGGGCGCCGCUUCGGUGCUCUGCAGGGCCGGGCCCAUCACCCCGCGGCUGCACGUCAGCAUCAAGGUGCUGGGCAAGUCGGCCCCGCCGCACGCGCAGAUGUACACGGUCGGCCCGACGACCUUCGUGAAGCACUACAGCCCCAUGAUCGGGAGGCUCACCGGCGUCAAGGUGAACAAGGACGAACAGGCGGACGCAGCAUCUCCUUCCUCCUCCUCGUCAUCCGCGCCGAAGAAGCGUGACCGCCGGACCAAGAAAUAUGACUUCCAAGCAAACGAGAUCCAAUUCUCGGGCCCGGUCCCGCCGAGGCUCUACCACCGCUACGUCGAGUUCCGCCCCAUGAUCGGGCGCAUGUUCUCGUCGCGCGGGCUCCGGGGCCGCAUCCUGCACAAGGUGCUGCACAAGCAGCACAACCGCAUCUACAACUUCGACGCGAGCACCGAGUACGGCACGUUCGCGCCGUGCAGCGAGGCGGCCACGCUGCAGUUCCUCCGCAUGGCCCACUUCGACGAAGGCGGCCGCAUCUUCACGUACGUCCUCACGCUCGACGGCAUGAUGCGCUUCACCGAGACGGGCAAGGAGUUCGGCAUCGACCUGCUGAGCAAGCACACGAUGCACUCGGACGUGGCCGUGUACGUCGCCUGCGCCGGCGAGUUCUUCAUCCGGCGGCUGGCCCGUCCGCCCAACUCAUCCACCAACAAACCGCACCACCCGCACACCCCCUCCACCCACACCCAUCCCCCUCCCGAACCACCGGACCCAACAGCCAACCACCCCCCAACGCACCCCCCACACCAACCGGCAGGCGGCCCGCCGUCCGCCCCCCCGCCGCCCAACCCGCGACUGUACCAGCUGAUAAUCGACAACGACAGCGGCACGUACCGCCCCGACGCGGCGGUGCUGCCGGACCUGCGCGGGUUCCUGGCGCGCAACCUGCCGGGGCUGGACGUGGCGGCGCUGCACUGCGCGGACCCGCGGCUGGCGGACCUGAAGCGCGCGCAGCGCGAGGCGAAGCGGCGGGCGGCUGGUGGGGGGGUGGCGGUGGCGCUUGGGAAGAAGAAGAAGAAACGCCGUGCGGCGAGCUCGGCGGAGAGUCGGCUUGGGAGGAUGGAGGCGGAGGCGGAGGAGGAGGGGGCGCGGGGCGGGACUGGGGCUGCCGGUGCGGGAGCGGCAGCGGCAGCUGGAGGGGGUGCGGCGGUCAGGAGUAAGAGGGAGAGGGUGUUUGAUGUGGUCAGCGAGCCGGGCAGGUGGAGGGAGGCGCUGGGGUUGAGGGCAUCGCGGCAGGGGCAGGCGGCGGGGAGGGCGUAG
This is a messenger RNA of Thermothielavioides terrestris NRRL 8126, 1803 nucleotides long. RefSeq lists its product as uncharacterized. The transcript has 4 exons. The record is from RefSeq and is a predicted model, not a curated record. Bases 1 to 1803 code for a protein of 600 amino acids. Gene Ontology annotation, biological process: positive regulation of gene expression. NCBI's taxonomy places the organism in Eukaryota, Fungi, Ascomycota, Sordariomycetes, Sordariales, Chaetomiaceae.